Messenger RNA from Capsicum annuum, 1265 nucleotides. RefSeq lists its product as uncharacterized. Gene Ontology annotation, molecular function: RNA-DNA hybrid ribonuclease activity; nucleic acid binding. The annotation marks the transcript as partial. Lineage: Eukaryota; Viridiplantae; Streptophyta; Magnoliopsida; Solanales; Solanaceae. The transcript is spliced from 2 exons. The record is from RefSeq and is a predicted model, not a curated record.
CCGCUAUGAAAGCGCAAGCAUUGGCCGAUCAUUUGGCAGAGAAUCCAGUUGACAAUGAUUAUGAACCUUUGCAAACUUACUUUCCUGAGGAAGAGAUAAAUUCAAUUGAGGAAGAAGUUCAAGAUGAUAUGUACGCAUGGAAAUUAUAUUUUGAUGGGGCAGUCAAUGUCAAAGGAGUAGGAAUUGGGGCGGUUCUUGUCUCACCGACCGGGCAUCAUCAUCCCGCCACAGCACGACUCCGUUUCUUUUGUACUAAUAACACAGCAGAAUAUGAAGCUUGCAUCAUGGGGUUAAAUAUGGCAAUAAAUCUGGAUGUGCACAAGCUAAUGGUGUUGGGAGAUUUUGAAUUACUCAUUCGACAAAUUCAAGGUGAAUGGGAAACGAGAGAUAUCAAGCUCAUUCCAUAUAAACAGUUCGUAGAGGACCUUAGCAAAAGGUUUGAGUCUAUCGAAUUUAGACAUAUUCCCAGAUCCCAUAAUGAGCUGGUUGAUGCCCUGGCUACCCUAGCUUCCAUGCUCCCGUACCCAGGAAAUACGCAUCUCGACCCAUUAGAGAUACAGAUACGAGAUCAACAUGGUUAUUACAAUAUAAUUGACGCAGAACCAGAUAAUGAACCUUGGUACUAUGAUAUCAAACGUUUCCUAAGGUCAAAAGAAUACCCAAUACACGCCAAAGCAGAUCAAAAAAGAACCAUUAGGAAACUUGCUAAUGGUUUCUUCUUAAGUGGGGAGAUUCUGUACAAACGAACCCCAGACUUGAACUUGUUGAGAUGUGUUAAUAUUCAGGAAGCUGAAAGAAUCAUGAAUGAGGUACAUUCGGGGGUGUGCGGUUCGCAUAUGAAUGGCUAUGUUUUAGCGAAGAAGAUCAUGUGGGCAGGAUAUUAUUGGUUAACUAUGGAGCGAGAUUGUUUUCGCUUUGUUCGCAAGUGUCAUCAGUGUCAGAUUCAUGGUGAUUUGAUUCACUCGCCACCUUCAGAGCUGCAUCCUAUGUCUGCUCCUUGGCCAUUCGUUGCUUGGGGAUAUCGUACAACUAACCGUACAUCGACUGGCGUAACUCCUUAUUUAUUAGUCUAUGGGACCGAAGCUGUAAUACCCGCAGAAGUCGAAAUUCCCUCGCUUCGAAUCAUUAGUGAAGCCGAAAUCGACGAUACUGAAUGGGUCAAGUCUAGACUAGAACAAUUAUCAUUAAUAGAUGAAAAAAGGUUGACGGCAGUUUGUUUUGGUCAAUUAUACCAGAAAAGGAUGGCGCGAGCUUACAAUAAGAAG